UCUGUCUAGCGAGUUACCGUGCAACACCUUUCGGCAGCAAAGUGUUAACAAAGAACUUUUAAAAACAGUAUUUUACAUAUUUCUUGGCACUUGGAGUUAAAUUCAGGCGAUGCUUGUGCGCCGCAUCUCUUUUGGACCGCUGCAGAAAGUUACUUUUGUGGCUCGGGUUGGUUGUAAAGGUAGUUUCUGGUGCUAGUUCCGCCUCGCUCUUUCGCCUGGGAUGGGCAGAGGCGACAAGUGUCAAAAGUAAUAAGAGCUCAACCAAAUCCAGGGAAAAAACAUCUCCAGCCUUUUGGAUAAAUACGGGUUGACGGGUUACGGGAAACGGAUCACUUUGCUGCUGAGUUUUUCCCCAUUGGAACCAGAAGUCCCAGCAAAACUUCAAAGACACUGUUUCCCGGGAACAUUUUUAUUGAUAAUCAAUGACCUUCGGUCGAAGAGCUGCUGACUGAGUUUGCACAGUGAUGGAAAAUCACGACAAUGAGGUUGACCUGCAACAGAGCACAAAAGGAGGGGAGGAAGGAAGCUCCGGUGGAGGAACACCUCCAGCUAAACGCAAAGGCAAGCUCUCCAAAAUGGGGAAUAUCUUCAAGCCCUGGAAAUGGAGGAAGAAGAAGCCAAGUGAGAAGUUCAGUGAAGCAUCCAAAGAUUUGGAAAGAAAGAUUUCCAUUAGGAAAAGUCGCCAAGAGCUGAUUGCAAGAGGCAUUCUAAAGGACAUGCCAGAGAAUGAGGGCAAUGAUGUGAACCACUCCAAACCUGCACCAGUUAAAAAUGGCCAUCCUGUACCAAUGGAUGUGGACAGGCUCUCAGAAGCAGGGGUGCGAGUGUCUCGAGGGGAGUCUGACAUUAAGGGGAAUUUCAAGCUGCCCCAGGUAGAUGAACGCCGUAGCAGAGCGCCAUCCGAUGCUUCUCGAAGUAACCGGGCACCUCUGGACGUGGACACUCAUGCACGGCUCGCUGUUGAUGUAGACAGACGAAGCCGUCUGCCAUCAGAUAUUGAUAAGAGAGGAUCUCUACCUCGAGGGCCUCAACAAGAUGAUAGAUACCGUAGAGACGAGAGGAGAGAUGAAAAGAAGGACAGGGAAGAGGUGGAAAGAAGAGACUGGCGAGAGGAAAGGGAAAGGGAUGGUGGAGUUGACCGGAAAGAAGAGAGAGACUUCAGAGACCGGCGAGAAUGGAGAGAUGAAAGGACAGAUAGAGACAGAGAAAGGAGGGAUGAUCGGGAGAGGAGGGAUCGGGACGAGAGGGAGAAGAGGGAUGAUCGAGAGAGGAGGGAUCGGGACGAGCGGGAGAGGAAAGACAGGGAUGAUCGGGAGAGGAGGGAUCGGGACGAGCGGGAGAGGAAAGACAGGGAUGAUCGGGAGAGGAGGGAUCGGGAUGAGCGGGAGAGGAAAGACAGGGAUGAGAGAGAACGACGAGAACGGGAUGAGAGGGAGAGGAGAGACAGGGAUGAGAGGGAAAAGAGGGAGCGGGACGAUAGAGAAAGAAGGGAUGACAGGGAGAGGAGAGAAGACAGGGAUCGGCGUCCUGAGCGAAACUUGCGAGAAAAUAGAGAUGACAGGAAAGAUGACAGAGACAGAGAAAACCGGGAGAGGAAAGAUGCUCGAGUAGAGAGAGAGGACAGAGACAGGAGAGACCAGCGGGACUGGCGAGAAGACAGAGAGAGGAGAGAGGACAGAGACAAGCGGGACGACUGGGCCAAGAGAAAUGAAAAAGAGAGGCCAGGGCGGUCUGUUGAUGGCUUUCAGCCUGUCGUCAGGCCUUUCUCUGAGAUGGAUUUGAGGCCUUCUCUGCAGAAGAGCUCCUCAGAGGAAAGCAGGAAAGCUCGUCCUGCCUCGGAGUGUGACCGAAGGAGCACCCUGCCCAGAUACAUGUCACCUACAGAGUUCAGAGACCGCUCAGAGUCUGCUAGUGCCAGCUUCACCCCUGACCCUCAUCCAACACAGGACUCACAGCCAGUGCCUCCCCCACCUAAACAAGCUUUGCUCCCCCCUAAGUUCCUCACUGCUCCUGUCCAUGAGCACAGCGAGAGUCCAACCCCCUCCUCGUCUUCAUCUUCAUCGUCCUCUUCCUCCUCAUCUUCCCCCAAUGCUGUACCUAUAGCCAAGCCACCGAGGACGGUCUCCCUAAUCACAGACGACACACACCGGCCUUCCCUUACUGCUGCUUCUUCAACCGACUCUGACACACCGCCCCCCAUCCCUCCCCAUGCCAAACAGCCUCCUGUCCCCCCACCCAAACCCACCAACCGCAACAGCAACCCUCCACUGCUUGCUUCCUCAUUGAACAGGGGCUCUAAGGUCAGACAGCCUUGUUACUGGACCAGAUGGAGACGCCAGAGUGAGCUCAGCCUCUACUUUUCUCUGCCCACGUACCUGCGUCACAGGGAUGGCCUGUGCUGCUCAGAGGUUUCACAGCCUGGCACCGGCGCCGUUGUACUCCCAACACCUGCCAAGCGCUCUCCACCAGUCCCGCCAAAGAGGACAACCCCUGUCAUCAAGCCCCAAUCUGUGGAUCCUUCACCUCCCAGUCAGGUCCCAGAGUCUCUCACCACUGAGCCUUCCCCUGCUCCCCUUCUGGUGCCCCCUGCUGUUGUGAAAGGAGACAACACAGAGGAUAAGACAAAUGCAACAGUUCCUCAGGCCUCCACUGAGCCUCUGCCUUCAUUGCCCUCCCAUAUACCUCCAUCUCCACCCAGGGUCCAGUCGCUUCAGCCACCCAGCACCACCUCUUCUGGUCCCAUGCCCACCUUGCAAAUUGAUCCCCCGAGCCCAGCCACCAAGCCUCCCAGCCAGCCUCCGCCCAUCCCUCUGCAUGUCCGCAUCUCUAGAGCCCUGGCCAGCCCGGGCCCGCCUCAACCAAACCCAGACGGCUCUCAGAGGGCCCACUCACUACUGUUUGAGACUCCUCCAGAUGUCUUCACGGAGACGGGGGGUAACUCACGGCGCUCUCUCCCUAUCACCAUCGAACCUCUUAGGCUGCCAGAAGACGAUGACUUUGACAUUGAAGAGGAGAUGCGUAAGCUCAACCCCAGUAGGCCUUCCUACCAGUCGGAGCUGGAGCCUCGCAGCAGGAGAGGUUUGAUUGGAGACCCCAGAGUGACAGUCAUCCCUGAGGGUGGAGGCCCCGGAGACAGCGAGGAGGAGUCAGAAACAGAGUCAGACUCAGAUGGCCCCAUCCCAUAUAGAGAUGAUGACGACGAUGAUGAAGAUGAGGAAGGUCCUCCAAGUGGGCUGGCGAGCCGCGUGAAGAGGAAGGACACAUUGGCGCUGAAACUGGAGAGACAAGAGCGAGAGAAGGAAAAUCAGGAGAACUAUGACGGCAUGAGUUGGGCCAACAAGGAGCAGUGGGAGGAAGUGAGGAACAAGAUCGGCACCACACUGACGCGGCGGCUGAGUCAGAGACCCACAGCGAAAGAGCUGGAGCAGAGGAACAUUCUUCAAGCCAAGAAUGAAGUGGACCGACGGCUUGAGAGAAGCGAGAUCAAACGAAGGCUCACCAGAAAGCUGUCUCAGAGGCCCACAGUGGCUGAGCUCCAGGCCAGGAAGAUCCUGCGUUUCCACGAGUACGUCGAGUCCACCCACGCUGAGGACUACGACCGCCGAGCAGACAAGCCGUGGACGAAGCUAACACCUGCUGACAAGGCUGCUAUCCGCAAGGAGCUCAAUGAAUUCAAGAGUUCAGAGAUGGAGGUCCAUGAAGAAAGCAGGAUCUAUACCCGGUUCCAUCGGCCUUAGCUGUCCAUGCUGACCAGUAAAGGAGGUACAAACCCCCACCUCCCCCUUCUCACCAUGAACUGAAUAUGUGGUCCCUUUUGGUCCAUUUUUCUCAUACAGUACCAGCCAAAGAUUUGGAGACAGUGUGUCCAAACGUUUGACUGGUGCUGUAUAGCUUUUUCCUUCAAUCCAUGCCUCCUUACCUGCUGAAGAAGGCAUCACUAAAUGGAAGGACUUAAGGAGCCACACAUCUGUUCCCCCACAGUGGGGUCUAAGGCAGAUCUGACACUGUGGAGUUCAAGACAGCAUCCAUGUUGGAGGUGCCUGGUGCCAACACUAAAAAGGGUGAAGAACCACCUGCAAAUGUCCCCGACUCAGACUGACCUUGAAGGGGGGUAAAUCACUGCCUGAUGCCUUUACCUGCCUUCAUGAGUAAAUCCUCCCUUUCUUCCAGAGCAGAGACUGUGCACAUUAAGCAGUUCAUGUUAGCACUGUUGAUGGUACCACUAAACUGAUCUAGUUUAAACACUGUUCCUCUGAGUGUGCUCCAAGGUGCCUUUACAGCACCUGCCUUACUUUUCAAAUCAAACACCCUGAAGACUCAGAGAAAAUGUGACAGAGUUAGAACUGAGUUGUAGUUUUAAUAAAUCAACAUCAUACUGACAUAUAAUAUCCUAACGCGUGCAUUUUACUGUACUUUGUUGAUCAUUUAGUUGAUUUUCAUGCGACAUAUCCCUAGAUUAUUUUCUUAUAAGGCACCUUAUGUUCCUUAACCGGGUGUAUAGAAAAUUAUAAAGUUUUUGAACCUCUAAUUAAACAAUGUUUAUAACUGAAUUAUUCAAAACAAGAAAAUGUACAUAUUUUUAUUUUCCUGGCUGUUUUAUGGUACUUUGUAUAUGCCAUAGCUGGCUGAAAUUGUAUAGAUCAAUUAUGUAGAUUUGAUUUACUUUAUAUUGUAAACUACUGACAUGCAAUGCUGACAUGUUUUUAAUUAUAAAGUAUUUCUCAGAUGUUAUUUCCUAGUAGUGAUGGUACUUUUUUUUUUUUUUUGAUACAGAGACCUUUAAACUGU
Messenger RNA from Archocentrus centrarchus (flier cichlid), 4788 nucleotides. RefSeq names its product phosphatase and actin regulator 4a (gene phactr4a). Bases 465 to 3737 code for a protein of 1090 amino acids. Gene Ontology annotation, molecular function: actin binding. Gene Ontology annotation, biological process: neural crest cell migration; actin cytoskeleton organization. Lineage: Eukaryota; Metazoa; Chordata; Actinopteri; Cichliformes; Cichlidae. The record is from RefSeq and is a predicted model, not a curated record. The transcript has 16 exons.